GGCCUUGUGGGCGGGCGUGGAAGACGCAAAAGCCCUAGGGGUAACACGCGUGUUGCAAACCGCCCUGCCUUGACAGCGGCUGAGAAAGCGCAAGCAACGAUUUGCACUUUGCACGUUGCAACACACAAGCCGAGAGGGAGGAGCGAGCCUUUUCCCGCUGCCCGGGCUGAGCAAAAAGUGCGGUUUGGGCGGGCGGGACGUCUUCCCAGCAACCGACGGGUCGGCAGAAGCGAGCGAGGAGAGGUGCAAGGAGCAGAAGCAAGCAGCCCAGCUUGGGUCGGUCUUUGGUGGAAACUGGCCAAGAUGCAUUUAUUGGAUCAUGAAGUCACUAUGGCAUUUUUGAGAUAUGGAACCAUUCUUAUAGUGAAAAUGAUGCUCAUGAGCUUCAUCACGGCUUUCUUCCGAAUGAGGAAAAAGGCAUUUGCUAAUCCUGAAGAUACAACAUCGUUUGGAAAAGGAGAGAAUGCGAAAAAAUAUCUAAGGACCGAUCCUGAUGUGGAACGUGUACGCAGAAUCCAUCUCAACGACCUGGAGAACAUUGUUCCAUUUCUUUUUGCUGGGUUUUUCUACUCUAUGAGUGGUGUGAACCUCUCUACUGCUUUGCUGCACUUCCGAAUUUUUCUUGGUUCUAGAAUCUUCCACACCAUUGCUUACCUGAUACCUCUUCCCCAGCCCAGUAGAGGUUUGGCUUGGAUGGCUGGUUACUUAGUCACCUUUUCAAUGUUGUACAGGAUUAUAAUGAUUGCUUUCACUACAUCUUAGAAAAGAAAGCUAAUACUAUUUUCAGCCUGUUGUACUUUGCAGGGUGCCUUAUCCAGCCAAUAGAAGAGAAUAUAUUUAGCUCUGGGUUGAACUGUGGAGUCCUUGGUGCUUUCUGAACUUGUUUGUUUGCAAAUGUCACAUUACCUAAAUAGGUAACACUAUCAGUGCUAGUGAGUGUGGAGUGUGCUGCUUCUGGUGGGAGUGUGGUUUUCUCCUUGGGUGGUUCCUUGAUUCGAGGAACUAUCAAGGCCAUAUGAACAUGACAAAUAAAUAAAUCCGCCUGAAUCAAGGAAUUAUCAAAGGGAAAAACCACAGCCCCACUAAAACUGGCAGGACAAGUUACUGCAUAUGAAUACCCCACACUAGCUAGCAUCGAUAAUGUUACCUAAUCGGGUAAUGAAACGCCUGCAAGCGACCAAGCUCAACAAGCACCAAGGACUCCACCAUUAAUUCUUCCUCAGAAAAACUCCUUCCUAUCUGCCUCCCAACUUUCCAAUGUAUAUUUGUGCCUUCUGGGAUGUUGGAUCUCUCAGCUGCCUUCUGGACCUGACAUUUCUGAACUCUUUUUGCCAUUAUAUGCUAAAACUGAUACAUGGAGAAUCUUUUCCCAAGGAAAUGUGUCCCUGAUACUUCCUCUUAAGGAAGCAUCACUCAAUGAUAGCGCAAAUACUUUGUGUCCUAGCCACAACCUCUGUUAGCCUACAAAGUCACAUAUAAGACAACGGUUAUAUUCUUUGUCUCUCCUUGCUUCCUCUCACUCUCAAUAUGUGAGAAAUUCAGUGUGAGUGAUUAUAUGUGAGGCCAUUAUAUACACAAAACAUUGGCUGAGGUGAUUUCUCUCCACAGUCUUGCCUUUUUUCAACAUCACUGAAGCUGGUUGCCUCUUUAUCCUCUUGUUGUUGUCUUGUCUAAUGCUCAUUUUCCAAAUAAGCUUGCCAGCCAUGACAUACAUUGGGAUAAUUUUCUUAGAAAGUGCCGAAUAUGGAAGACUGACAAUAAAACAGCAUUCUCUAACUUAGGCCCAUCGUGAUAACUUGGGAUCAUUAUCAAUGGUUCUGGCUUGAUAGUAACAAAAGUUGUAGAUGACAUUUAGAGAGCUGCAAGCUGGAGAAGAUUAUUACAAAGAAUUGGCCACCCUCUUUGCCCUUCCAGUUACAUCAGUUUGAUGUCUGUUGACAAAAAAAACCAA
This is a messenger RNA of Notechis scutatus (mainland tiger snake), 1951 nucleotides long. RefSeq names its product microsomal glutathione S-transferase 1 (gene MGST1). Gene Ontology annotation, molecular function: glutathione transferase activity. Gene Ontology annotation, cellular component: mitochondrion; membrane. Lineage: Eukaryota; Metazoa; Chordata; Lepidosauria; Squamata; Elapidae. The record is from RefSeq and is a predicted model, not a curated record.